AUGGAAAUUUCAUCGGUAAACGCUAAGAAAGAAGAAGAACAAGAAGUAAAGAAGAUCAGAUGGGAGAAGCUGAAGAAGGUCGCUUCAAUGUCCGCUCCAAUGGUGGUCGUAAACUUAUCUCAAUACCUUAUUCCGGCCGCUUCUACAAUGAUCGUUGGCCACAAAAGUGAGAUCUCUCUCGCUGGAAUCGCUCUGGCCAGCUCCAUAGCGAACGUAACCGGCUUUGGUCUCCUCUUUGGACUGGCGGGUGCGUUAGAAACACUAUGUGGUCAAGCCUUUGGAGCACGUCAGUACGAGAAGCUCGGUUCCUAUACUUUCACUUCAAUCAUUUCUCUUCUCCUCAUCUGUUUUCCAAUCUCUUUUCUCUGGAUUUUCUCGAAAGAUCUUUUGUUAUUGUUUCACCAAGACCCUAAAAUAUCAGAGAUAGCUUCUGUUUACAGCCUUUGGCUCAUACCAGCUUUAUUCGGUUCCGCCGUUCUUCAAUCUUUGAUUCGCUACUUCCAAACACAAAGCUUGAUUUACCCUAUGGUUCUUUCUUCUUUCUUGGUUCUAUGUUUCCACGUACCGGUUUGUUGGGUAUUGGUUAACACUUUAGGGCUUGGAACCAAAGGUGCAGCUUUAUCUGUUAGCAUUUCCUAUUGGGUCAACGCUGCUUUUCUCUGGUUUUUCAUGAGACAUUCUUCAGUUUGCGAAGGAAAAAGGGUUUUAAUAUCAAUGAAAGCGUUUAGUGACAUGAGGAUUUUUUUCGCCUUAGCAAUUCCUUCUGCUUUGAUGGUUAUUCUUGAAUGGACAGCUUUCGAGAUUAUGAUUCUUAUCUCUGGAGUCUUGCCAAACUCAAAGCUAGAGACAUCUGUGAUUUCCAUGUGCUUGAUAACCUCUUCUCUGCACUACAAUCUGGCAAGUGCGAUUGGUGCUGCUGGAAGCACGAACGUGGCCAAUGAACUAGGAGGUGGAAACCUAGUCGCAGCAAAAGCUUCUGCGUUUGUUUCAAUCAUAAUUGCAGCUGUUGAUGCUUUUGUCAUUGGCUUUGGUCUGUUCAUUUCAAGAAAUGUUUGGGGAUAUGCUUUUAGUGACGAACCUGAAGUCAUUCGUUACGCCACAGAAAUCACACCUAUUCUCUGCAUGUCCAUUGUUGUUGACAGCUUUUCAGCCGCAUUAACCGGAGUUGUGAGAGGAAGUGGUAAACAGAAGAUUGGUGCUUAUGUGAAUAUCGCUGCGUUUUACUUCUUUGGAAUUCCAAUUGGACUUGUCUUGUGCUUCAUUCUUCACCUCAAAGUGAAAGGUCUCUGGAUUGGUAUACUCUCUGGAUGCACUCUGGAUACUCUCAUAUUGUUUCUUAUUACUACAUUCACCGAAUGGAAGACCAAUGAGAUGUUGUGA
This is a messenger RNA of Microthlaspi erraticum, 1380 nucleotides long. Lineage: Eukaryota; Viridiplantae; Streptophyta; Magnoliopsida; Brassicales; Brassicaceae. The record is from the annotation of a GenBank genome assembly.